UUGAACGAAUUGGUAAGCAGAAAAGAAAACAACAGAUAAAAAUCGUACUAGCAGUUUCAGAAAAGAGCCCAUUUCCGUUACAUAAAAUUACUGAAUCUCCCGUUUUUCUUUUGACAUGGCGAGCGAGAAGGAAAAUCAUGUUGUGAAUGGUGAAGAUGAGGAAGAAGAGGAGAAGAUCGAGCAGUUUUUUGCGCUGUUAAGGAAUUUUCGAGAGGCGCGUAAUAGGCGAAAACAUGAGCUGAUACAAAGAGAGCAGGAAGAGAUAAGUAAGAAGAAGAAGAAGAAGAAAAACAAGAUAAGUAAGUUGGGUGAUGAUGGUGAGAAAUCCAGUUGGGUUCCAAGCUUCGAAUGGGAAGAUUUUACUGCAGAGAUUGAGUUUCGAAGACCAUCCAUCAUCUUUCCACCCUCUUUCAACAACAAACAAGAGGGGAAAAAACACGAAGAUGAUGGUUUGGAUCUUAACCUCACCCUGUCCCCAGCGUCAUCUUAAUUUUCUUGUUCAAAUAGAAUAUUCCUUUCUAGUUUUUUUUUCCUUUUUGGGGGUAAGAGAAGAAAACCUCCAUUUGGAGUUUGAUCAUAAUGUAAAAUUUAAUUAAUUGAUGUUAAUGAUCAAUGUUGAAUCUCGUUCCUCUUGGAUAUUGAGUUAGAAGUGGGUUGGUAAGGUAGGUGCAUGCCGUAAGUUUUCUUUUGGAAUUGGAUUUCAUAGAUGGCAAAGGAUCUGAUGUAAUUAGGUCGCUGGUAAGAGCCGGAGAUUUGUUAAUUGUUUUGUUUGUUGCUUGAGAUUUGGGAAUUCAACAACAGUACUUAGUUUUUGUGGUCUCA
Molecule: messenger RNA, 822 nt
Organism: Gossypium raimondii (Peruvian cotton)
Lineage: Eukaryota; Viridiplantae; Streptophyta; Magnoliopsida; Malvales; Malvaceae
Product: protein NIM1-INTERACTING 1
Exons: 1
Coding region: 116-490 (124 amino acids)
Biological process (GO): regulation of systemic acquired resistance
Source: RefSeq, a predicted model, not a curated record